AGGCUUUCGAGGCAAGCGCGCCAUAGUGAUGCCUCGAAGGAAGCGCUGCAUACAUCUCACCUGGCCCGGAGGCUAUUGUGUGAUGGCGGAGGUCACGAUAAUUAUGGAGGAUCGCGACCUUUAAGUGGGGAUUUUUCUUAAAUGGUCAGUGCGUCAUGACGAGUUGGAACGAGACUAGGGUCUUCUCACUAUAUAUAACUGGUCGUCCCUCGCAUUCAGUCUCAGGAAUUCCUUUUCAUUCCUCCAUCCUUCGCCGUAGUCGUCGAUACUGUGUUGUAGCAGGUAUGAGUUUGGGAGACCAAAAAAUUGCACCGUCCAUCUCGGUGACGGGACUUAGCUACAAGUUCCCCGACGGGAGCACGGGGUUGUCCGAUGUUUCGGUGCAACUACCACCAGGGAGUCGCACCGUGCUGAUUGGAGCCAAUGGCGCGGGAAAAACAACCUUACUCCGCCUUCUGUCCGGCAAACGUAUGGCGCCAUCAGGAACUGUUAAAAUCGCCGGUGUAGAUCCAUUCGCAGAAGGCCUUGAAGGUGUCACUUAUCUUGGCAUGGAAUGGGUCCUCAAUCCAAUCGUCAGGACCGAUAUUGAUGUCCCAACUCUCCUGGCUUCAGUGGGAGGCGACUACUACACAGCCCGACGAGACGAGCUCAUCGAUGUCUUGGAUAUCGACACUACGUGGCGCAUGCACGCAGUCUCCGAUGGAGAGCGCCGAAGAGUUCAACUUGCCAUGGGGCUGCUCAGACCUUGGACGAUUCUCUUGCUUGAUGAGAUUACAGUAGACCUUGAUCUGUUGUCUCGUCACAACUUUCUAAGCUUCUUGCGUAAGGAGACCGAGACUCGGCCAUGCACGAUCGUGUACGCAACUCACAUCAUGGACAACCUUGCUGAGUGGCCAACCCACGUCGCACACAUGAGUCUAGGCCGUGUUAAGAAAUCUGGGAGUCGGGACGAUUUCGAGCUCGAUGGCAGGGAUGGCGGGCCGGCUCAUAGCGCGCUUGGAGGCCUGGUCCUGAAAUGGCUGCAAGAAGACCUUAUAGAGCGGGGCCCUCGCAAGGGUACGAGUGGUCAAGGCAAGACCUAUCAGUCUUACGAAGGCAAAGGAGGUUAUGGUAACGAGAAGGCCAAGAAGUGAGGAGUAUGAUGCACCGCAUUGCCGGAAUACGCAGUGCGGUAGGAACCAUUCAACAGGACUGGCGAAUUCAACACGCCUAUACAAGCCGACAUCAACGUCGGUAAGAAGAUCAGGAGUUCAAAGGAGGGGAGUCACGCUCAACGAAGGGACAGAGCAGGGUAAGCCCCGGCUUCAACUGUAAACUGCUCAACGUAAACAGACUGGACGAUGUCGACAUAGCGCGGUCGGGAAAUGGCGCAUCAGGUAUGAAUGGAGGCUGUGUAGCAAAACGAUGUUUGUGUACGCAAGGAGAUGGAGGAUCCUUUUGAUCAUGGAAAGUCUAGAGAGUAAAUACACAAAUUCGAAGAACUCGCGCUCCGCAUCAGCGAAUCUGGAGAAAGUGUACCAUCAAAACUGAAUACAUAGUACAUUUGA
Molecule: messenger RNA, 1547 nt
Organism: Pseudovirgaria hyperparasitica
Lineage: Eukaryota; Fungi; Ascomycota; Dothideomycetes; Acrospermales; Acrospermaceae
Product: ABC transporter domain-containing protein
Exons: 2
Coding region: 285-1133 (282 amino acids)
Molecular function (GO): ATP hydrolysis activity; ATP binding
Source: RefSeq, a predicted model, not a curated record